ACAUUCUGAUGCAAUCCAUUGAUUUCAAAGCACUUCGUUAGUAAGGCCCAAUAUACGCUCUAUAAAGCCUCAUACGCAAUCGUGGCAUUUGGGGUGAAUUACAACUACUCUGUCAUCACUCCAUUCACGUCAUCCACCAACAAGCCAUCUCCUCCCCACACAUACCCCGGCCCCGACUCGUGACUUCAACAUGGCUAACGUCAACGGAAACGCAUCGAAGAUUAAGCUGUACACGAACCAUAGUUGUCCGUGGGCACAUAGGGCGCAUAUCGUGCUGAAGGAGCUGGGAUUGGAGUAUGAUGAGGUUAUCAUUGAUCUUGAUAAGCCGAGGGAGGCCUGGUAUCUUGAGAUCAACCCGCGUGGACUCGUUCCCACCAUAGACAUCGAUGGCGAAAUCAUCACCGAGUCGGGCAUUGUUGCGCAAUUCCUUGCUGACAAGUAUCCCUCGCACCUGCUUCCAGCCUCUACUGAGGGCGCGCUCGCUCGCGCCCGGAUUAACUUCUUCGUUGAUGCAUGGUUCUCCAAAGCCGGUAGCUUUUGGUUCCAAAUUAUGAUGAAGGACACGGAGGAGGAGAAAGAGAAGCUUGGAGCAGAUUUCGUGAGCAUUGUGGGUAAGGAGAUCGAGCCGCUGCUCAAGAAUGCUGAGCCAUUCUUUGGAGGAAGCAAGAAAGUUACUUUGGCUGAGGCCCUGACUGCGCCCUUCAUCCUCCGCAUUUACGCGCUCGCCAAACAUGGUUUUCUCCCGCAAUCCAUCAUUUCCGGAUUCGACGCACUCCCCAAUUUCUCUAAGUGGGCGGCCGAGGUUGUCAAGCAGGAAAGUGUCACAUAUAUUUGGGACGACGCAACGAUCUCUCGAACUCAGAAGAAGGUCGAAAGUCUCAGGGCGCAAAAGGCUGGGUCAAAGUGAGCUCACGUCGCGUAAUGCGACGGCACAUAAUAACAGUGAUAAUCUUUCAAUUCAUUGCUCCAUAACGGCAGCGGAGGCACAUCUAUCUACAUGUAUCUUUGAGAAUAUUGUAUUGAGCGGAGUAAAGAACCUGGCCUGAUGCUGUGUCGUGCUUUUGUUUUCUCGGGAUAUCAUAAGGUAGGACUGAAAGC
Messenger RNA from Dothidotthia symphoricarpi CBS 119687, 1098 nucleotides. Its product is annotated as thioredoxin-like protein. The record is from RefSeq and is a predicted model, not a curated record. Lineage: Eukaryota; Fungi; Ascomycota; Dothideomycetes; Pleosporales; Dothidotthiaceae. Gene Ontology annotation, cellular component: cytoplasm. The coding region runs from base 191 to 907 and encodes 238 amino acids. The transcript has 3 exons.